Caenorhabditis bovis is the source of this 1560-nucleotide messenger RNA. NCBI's taxonomy places the organism in Eukaryota, Metazoa, Nematoda, Chromadorea, Rhabditida, Rhabditidae. The record is from the annotation of a GenBank genome assembly.
AUGGCUGAUUCGAAGCACAAACUCUACUUGGCUCACUUUCUCUUCUAUCGCGAUUAUUGUCCGUUAGGCUCAAUAAUAUUUAAGUUUAACUCGGAAAACUGUGUUAAAGCCCUUCACAACGUGAUGACAAAUAUGGGCUUAAACAUGGCCAACAAUUUCUUGUUCGCGUUGGACGACAUGACAAAAAGCCCUAUUACAGACGGUGCGGCGUUCAUUCAAAAGUUCAUCGCGCCGCGCGCGGAUGCCUGCGGAUACGUCAGCGGUGUGGUCGAAUUGGGAGUCAAGGAGAUGGAGAAGGAGCAGGAGAUGAACUACCAUGCAGCAAGAAGACCCUUGAUGCCGGACUAUCCGGUUGCUCAGAACAUGUAUAAGUGGCAGCCAGCGAAUGAAUUCGUAGCGCCAUUUCCACAACAAGGCCACUCGAACAGCAUGGAGUCUUUCAACAGAUUGAUUGGCAAAAUCAUGAAACUCGGUUCGGGAUGUGACCAAGAGCAAACGCUAGAUGAAGAGAAAAUCCCGUCGAAUGUGUCGGAUGAAUCCAUUUUCGAAGCAAAACAUGGCAUGACGGAAUCUUUCGAUGAAAUGCUCGAGAAACUCGAGAAACUUGGCACAAGACAGACGAACUCAAAUCCAUCCCAAGAGCGACGACGAAAAUAUACUCAUGAGGAUUAUGAGAAGAAAACGCAGCGGGAAAUCGCGCAGCUAUUCGCAAUUCACGAUGCCGAAUGCAGUGUGUGCAAGAAGCAAAUUGUCGGCCAUCGCUUCUCGUGUCUCGUCUGCGACGAUUUUGAGCUUUGCUCGAAAUGUGAAGCGAGCGAAGUGCAUUCGGAGCACGCAAUGGUGCGCAUUGCCAAGCUAUCAACAGACAUUCCAAGUGGAUUGAUGAAGUCUCCAACAAAAGAUCCAAUAUCUGAAACCCCAGGAUGCUCCAAAAAUAGCGAUUUCGUGAAGAAAUGCUCAUUAGACAAGAAGAAAAGCUCGGAAAGCCGCGCUCGUUUGCAAGAGCAACUCCGUGACAUCAGAUUGAGUACAUUGGGUUUGAAGAGCAAUACAAUGUCUCAGAAGUCAAUUAACUAUAAAGAGGAGUUGAAUCGACUUAUCGAUUAUAUGGAAAUGGGUGCAUUUUCCGAAGUGCCUAGUGAUGCUCGCAAAACGCUCGAAAUUAUAGUAGAGCAAAACGAGUCGGCCCUUUAUGCUAAUGAUCCGAACAAAAAAGCUUUUCACCUAGCUAUGAAGAAAGUGAGAGAAGCGAUAAAAAAUAUUAAAGCGCAGAAUAUGAGCAAAACUAACGACGUUUUGAACGUCAUGGAUCAGUAUUCGAUGAUUGAGGAUGAACUCCACAGCAUGCUUCCUUCGGUGAUGAAUAUCAAGAAAGAGCUCGGAAGCAAGCAGACAUCCGAAUGCAGUGUUGAGAAGAAAAUGCAAGCGAAACAUAUCAUUGAGCAGUUCACACUCAUCAAAUCACAUCUCCACUCUCUCCUUCCAAUGAUCCUUGAGGCUUCAAUGAAAUCGCAACCAAGCGUUCCACUGAGAAGCUACGAUACACAUAUAGGCCAAUAA